GGAACGCCUUUCAUGAUAAACGUGAAGGACAAAAACGCUGGUGACUCUAACGAUGCCCUCAUCGAUGUCUUUAACACCACCCUCACGACUCCCUUGACAACAAACACAACUGCUGGGGUACCGCUGACGCUGAGUGGCACGAGGAUGAGAACUGUGUUAGUGUUAGACGUCAGCGUUGGCUGCACCCCCAACUACUACGGCAACGACUGCUCCAUCAACUGCACCACCACCUACAUCAAUUCCUACUGCGACCACACGACUGGGACCAUCCGCUGCAACCAAGGUUGGCAUGGAGACAAGUGUGAAGAGGACAUAGACGAGUGCUCCCCCACACAACUGAAUCAAGUAUGUCCGGGUAACAGCACAUGCGCAAACACCGCCGGAAGUUACACCUGUACCUGCAACGAUGGCUGGACAGGAUCGUCAUGUGACACAUUCCAAUCGUUGUGUACAAGUAACCCAUGCAGAAACAAUGGCACCUGUGUCAGUAGCUCACCCACCUUAUCCUGUCGGUGUUCUAAAGGGUGGUCUGGACCCACCUGUGAGACGUAUAGCCCUGGGUGCGAACCCAACCCGUGUUACAAUGGGGGUAGAUGUGAGGUGACAUCGGGGAAAGUUGUGUGUGGGUGUCCGGCCAGCUGGACGGGCGACAACUGUACAGAAGAUGUUAACGAGUGUAAACUACAGCCUUGUGCCAAUGGUGGAACGUGCAACAACGAAAAGGGUGGAUUCAACUGUACCUGCCCAGCAAAGUGGGUGGGUGAACGAUGUACGGACCUAAACCCCGUGUGUCCCCCAAGGCAGUGUAUGAAUGGGGCUACUUGUAUAAACCAGAUAGAUAUGUACGUCUGCGCAUGCCCGGAUGGUUGGACAGGGACCACGUGUCAAACAGUACUUGACAGAUGUUCCUCCAACCCGUGUCAGAACGGUGGCAGCUGUGUCCACAAUGACACGACGUUUAAAUGUGAGUGUGGCCAUGAAUGGCGUGGGGCUCUCUGUACGGAGUCCAAUGAUCCGUGCAUUCUCUACCCAUGUCAGAACGGUGGUACUUGUUUAAGAGCUGAUGAAACUAAUUCAACCUGCCAAUGCGCUCCUGGCUGGUCGGGACUUAAGUGUGAAACCUUCAUUGGUUUUUGUCGCAGCAACCCAUGUCUCAACAACGGCACAUGUUUUGACGGUACACACACCUAUCAGUGCGACUGUGGGCCGUCAUGGCAUGGAGAUCACUGUGAGCAAGACACCGAUGAAUGUGAGGCAGGUGCUUGUGAGAAUGGCGCGACAUGUGUGAACACCGUUGGAGGAUACAUCUGCAACUGUUCUGGAGGGUGGACGGGAUCGAACUGUUCAACAGAUGUACAGGAAUGCGGAUCCAACCCAUGUCUGAACCAAGGCUUCUGUGUCAACACGCUAGGCAGCUUUCACUGCAUCUGUAACCUGCAUUGGUCGGGAAACACGUGCGAACAUUUCAAAGGAUCGUGUACCGAGGGUUCGUGUAACAACGCGGGCACCUGUCAGAGCAACGAGACAGAUUCCUGGUGUGUCUGCCCUUCUGGCUGGACCGGGGCACACUGUGAACAAGACGUCGAUGAGUGUAAAGCGAACAUAUGCGAUCAUUCUACAGUAUGCACAAACAACAACGGCAGCUUCGAAUGCGAGUGCAUUGAUGGCUGGAGUGGACAGAAGUGUGAUCAGGACAUUGAUGAAUGUUUUCUUGGAAUGUGCGCUCAUGGUAGUUCGUGUUCCAACUAUGACGGUGGGUAUAACUGCAGCUGUAUGCCGGGAUGGAAGGGGACGACCUGCCAGUACAGGCAGGAUGCCUGUGCACCACCGAGUCCAUGCAUCAAUGGUGGAACCUGCUCCAACACUGACCAGGGCUACCGAUGUCAGUGCCCGGGUGGGUAUACCGGACAACAGUGCCAGGCACAAAUUGAUGAAUGUGCUGCCGGACCUUGUCAGAACAAUGCCACGUGUGUCGACAUUCCUGGAGGGUACAAUUGUACUUGCAACUCCUACUGGAAGGGUCACCACUGCGGCACGGACGUCGAUGAGUGCGUCUCGCCCCAGUGUCUCAACAACGGCACAUGUGUCAAUUACGAUGGUGGAUUCCGAUGUGCUUGUCCUGGAAAUUGGACAGGAAGUGUUUGUGGAGAUUUCGUUAAUAAUUGCAGCUGGAAACCAUGUUUAAAUGGGGGUAGUUGCACUGACCACAUAUAUGGGUACAGCUGCUCCUGUGCCUACGGGUGGACCGGUCAGCGAUGCGAUGUGGCUGUGGACCCUUGUGCAAACAGUCAGUGUGGUCAGGGGUCAACCUGUUUGUUCGCGGAUGGUCAAGUCACGUGUGUCUGUGCUUCUGGAUUGACUGGCCCACAAUGUUCCAGCACGAUAGACCCAUGCUGGUCUUCUCCGUGCUCCAACAAUGGGACAUGUGCCGUAGCUGACACAGCCGUGAUCUGUGUCUGUGUCCAUCCUUGGUCUGGCGCCCACUGUGACGUCAAUAUGUCUGAAGCUGCACAUGCGUCUUCAUCAACUACAGUUUCAUCGUCCAAAGGGACAUCAACAAGGUCGACAUCGUCUACACUGAGGUAUACGAAAACUACGUUUUCAUCAACAGGACCUAGUAUUCCCUUUUCUGAAAAGCACAGCACCGCGUCCAGCACCACGUCUUCUAAACGCAGACCAACCAUCCAGACUACACGGUCAAUAUCUUUAACUACUACUCCACACGCUACGACGGCAACGUCAACAACAACGAGAUCAACAACGACAACAUCAGUGCCACUCAGUCAUUCAACGAUGAAAAUCAGAAACACAAGUCCAACAAAUAUCCAACCCAAACAAACAGUCAGACAAACAAAUAAACGCAUGGGCGAGACAAACACAAGUCCACCUAACGUGCUUACAACAAACCCGUCAGGUGUUUAUACCCUUCACUUCAAGACGGCGUUGUCAGCGGCAGAUGGCCAAGAUAUUGUUGCGAGUUUAACCAACUUCUUCAACGACCACAUGUGCCACGACGACCACAUCCGUCUCACACCUCAGUCUCACACGUUUAAGGAUGCCGUUUCGUUCAGUGUUCAAUGUGGCGAUAAACAGACAUCCACCAGUGACAUACAGAAAGCAAUUACUUCCGUCACAGCCGCAGACUUUCAGAAACUGUUUUCCAAACAACUUGUGUCAGAAAAUACAGGAAGCAAUGAAAAUACAUCAAAGAAGACAGUAAUCAUAUCAGUGUCUGUAUCAGUGGGAGUUGUCGGAGUCGCUGCCGUCGUCAUCACCAUCAUCUACUGCAGGCGACGGCGGGGGACAGCAGCAAGAGAUUACGUGUACGUGACUGAGGAAACCAAGAUGAAUUUCUGCAACCCCUCUUAUGGACAUAUGUCAGACAUCUGAAGAUUGGAUAUGAGUAAUAUCUUGUGAAUAAAAUAUCAUUUAUACACUUGA
Messenger RNA from Haliotis rufescens (red abalone), 3441 nucleotides. RefSeq names its product fibropellin-1-like. The transcript has 7 exons. Gene Ontology annotation, biological process: axon guidance; cell communication; establishment or maintenance of epithelial cell apical/basal polarity. Gene Ontology annotation, molecular function: calcium ion binding. Gene Ontology annotation, cellular component: plasma membrane; protein-containing complex. NCBI's taxonomy places the organism in Eukaryota, Metazoa, Mollusca, Gastropoda, Lepetellida, Haliotidae. The coding region runs from base 13 to 3390 and encodes 1125 amino acids. The record is from RefSeq and is a predicted model, not a curated record.